AUGCGUUUAGGAGCAGAUGCAUCAUUGACUGAGAUCAUGACCAAGAUGGAAAGUGUUUUUGGCAAUGAACUUGAAACCAUCAUGAGUGACUUUUACAAUGCGAAGCAGAAAAAAACCGAGGAUGUUUCAGCAUGGAGUUGUCGCUUUGAAGGAAUACUUGAUAAAGCCAUCCAUUCAGGGAAAGUCAGCAAGCCACAGGCAGAUACUAUGACGCAUGACAUGCUUUGGAAAGGACUUAAACCAGAUAUGAAGCAUAUAAGCCACUAUGAGAAGGAACGCUUUAAGACAUUUGAUCAAUUACGUGUAGCUUUGAGGAGGAUUGAGAAAGAACAUAAUCUUGAUGAACUACCAAAGGUGAAAGCAACAUCAAAACAGGCCAUUGCUAAUGAGAAAGAGGAGGAAUCUGAACUUGCUGCAACACUAAAGCAAAUCAACACACGCCUUGAACAGCUAGAAUCUAGACAACCAAAUAAGCAACAAGAUCAACCAAAUCAACAACAACAAGACACAAAACCACAACCGUACCAACAGACAUUAAAUCAAAACCAGUUUAGAGGUAGAAGUUAUAAUAGAGGUGGUAGAGGAGAUAGAGGUUAUGGAAGAGGUAAUGGAAGAGGUUAUGGCAGAGGUUAUGGUAGAGGUUAUGGCAGAGGUUUUGGUCAGAAUCAACAUCAGUCAACAUCAGACAACAGUUAUAGAACUCAACCUAUUACAUGUUACCGUUGUGGUAGAGACUCGCACAUUGCCAGAGGAUGCCGAGCCAACACUGAUGUCAAAGGCAAACCUUUAAACUAG
This is a messenger RNA of Mytilus californianus (California mussel), 795 nucleotides long. RefSeq lists its product as uncharacterized. Bases 1 to 795 code for a protein of 264 amino acids. The record is from RefSeq and is a predicted model, not a curated record. Gene Ontology annotation, molecular function: nucleic acid binding; zinc ion binding. NCBI's taxonomy places the organism in Eukaryota, Metazoa, Mollusca, Bivalvia, Mytilida, Mytilidae. The transcript has a single exon.